AGGAGGUGCCUGAGUCCGGGAGUCACUUGGUCCGUGUGCGAGGAGGGGAGAGAGGACGUCGGACACUACUGGGCACAGAGGAAGCGAGAGGUCCGAUCCCACCGCACAGCCCCGGAGCGCAGAUGCAUUUUCCACUCUUUUCACUGGCGCUGCUCCUUCUGGACUGCAUGGAUUUUGGGCACAGUCUGCACCAGCGGGGGAAGCGGAGCAGGAGAGCGAACACUGGACUGUACCCAAUCUGUAAAGGCUGUCUCCUUUGUUCGAAGGAUAAUGGAUGCCUCAGCUGCCAGCAGAAGCUGUUCUUUUACCUACGGCGGCAGGGCAUGCGUCAGUUUGGGGAAUGUCUCCACUCCUGCCCCUCGGGGUACUACGGUCUGCGGGCACCAGAAAUGAACAGAUGUGCAAGAUGUAAAAUAGAUAAUUGUGACACGUGUUUCAGCAAAGACUUUUGUACAAAGUGCAAAGCUGGUUCUUACUUGCACAAGGGGCGUUGCUUUGAAGAAUGCCCUGAAGCAUUUGUACCAUUGGAAGAGCACAUGGAAUGUGUGGAGGGCUGUGAGGUUGGACCGUGGAGCAGCUGGGGAACCUGUAUAAAGAAUGAAAAAACGUGCGGUUACAAGUGGGGCCUGGAAACCAGGAGACGGCAGAUUGUGAAGAAGCCAGCGAGGGAUACCAUUCCCUGUCCAACCAUCGCAGAAUCCAGGAGAUGUAAAAUGGAAAAGCGGCACUGUCCAGGAGAGAGAAAGCAGAAAGCAAAAGUGAAGGGAGCAGGCAGGAGGAAGAAGAAGCGAGCCCGUGCCAAGGAGCGCAAGCAGUUUGUGGCACUUCAAACCACAGAGAGCACUGACCUGUAAAAGAGGACAAACCAUUUAAUCCACAAAAUGCCCCUGGCUGCUCGGCCUUCCUGCCCACCUGGCAGUUGUGCUGCUUUUGACGAUGUUAGUGGCAGGUAAUGAGAGAGGGAGAGGGAGCUUGUUUUUAUUUAUACAUCAGUCAUUUGCUGUUCCCUGUUUGGCCCGUACAGAACACGUUUGGUGUGGCAAAGACUUUUACAGAGGACACUGAAGGCUGGUCAGUGCAACAAGUUGCCAUUGACAUAAUUUAAAACAUGCAACAUAAGCCCCUGCUUGUAAAACUGCCGAGAGAUGGAGAAGAGGACGUGUCUAUUUAUAUGCAGGAAGACGUAUGUACACAGGACGAGGACUGUUUAUUACAUGGAGUUUGUCUUUUUGUUCGUCCUACAUUCCAGGGCGAUCCCUCCAUCGUUGUUGCACAGGACUCGGCACAGGUCCCAGUGACGUCACCAACAUAACAUGCUUUAAAGGCUGUAACUGUAUAAUCCAAGCAAUGACUGUCCCCUAGUUGCUUGUCUGGUGUAUACACAGUGCUGAGUCUAUCCAUAAUAAACUUAUUCACUGUACAUAUAUACACACUUGUUGACGGUCUGCUUCAUGGUCACUGGUGCUAUCUCCUCUUGCCUCUGAUAUUUGUAUGUUGGGGGGAGUCCAGCGAUGCAUGCCAAGAGAGGUGUCUGUGACUGCUUCUGAUACCUGCUCUGAUCCCAAGGUGGCCUUUGGAUCUUCAGUGGCCAAGCAGUAGGUCCUUUGGAUGAGAAGGCUUGUACUCGCUAGAAUUUAGGAGAUUGAGGGGGGAUCUUGUUGAAACUUACAAAAUUCUUAAGGGAUUGGACAGGCUAGGUGCAGGAAGAUUGUUCCCGAUGUUGGGGAAGUCCAGGACAAGGGGUCACAGUUUGAGGAUAGAGGUAAAA
Molecule: messenger RNA, 1768 nt
Organism: Leucoraja erinaceus (little skate)
Lineage: Eukaryota; Metazoa; Chordata; Chondrichthyes; Rajiformes; Rajidae
Gene: rspo2
Product: R-spondin 2
Exons: 5
Coding region: 123-854 (243 amino acids)
Source: RefSeq, a predicted model, not a curated record